AUGGAGCUGGACGUCCCCCCCGCCCCCCGCCCCCGGACACAGCGGCAGCCACAAGGGGUGCUGUGGGCGGCUCAGGAACCGGCUGUGAGGCCAGGAGGCCAGGAGGCCGGUCCUGCCUUGGCGUCCUGGGACCAGGCUCCCCUGGGCCCCCAGCAUGUGGGCCUCUGGGACUUCGAGGCCCGGAGGGAUGAGGAACGGACCUUCCGGGCGGGGCAUCUGUUCCACGUGGCCGGGAAGGAGGGUAGGCGGUGGCGGGCCGCGCCACUGGAUGCGGAGGGCAGGCCGCUGACUGAGGGCUGCAUGCCCCACAACUACCUGGCUGAGAAGGAGACGGUAGAGUCUGAGCUGUGAUUCUUCGGGCCCAUCUCCCACUUGGAAGCGCAGCAUUGCCUGCAGGCUGAGGGCAGGGUGGCGGCCUCCCUGGUCAGGGUCGGCCAGAAGCCGGGCGCCGACUACUCUCUCUCAGUGAGGGACAGGCAGGCCAUGAGGCAUUACAGGGUCUGGCGUCGCGCCGGCCGGCUGCACCUCAGUGAGGCCGCGUCCUACCCCAGCCUGGCUGAGCUCCUGGGGCACCACAAAGGCCGGAGCCUGUCCCACGGGCUGCCGCGGACUGUGCCCUGCCGGAAGGUAGAGCUGCCCGCCGCACCCCCCCUUGCUCCCCACCGUGCUCCUGCUCCUCCCUGUCACAUAGGGUGGGUGUGGGUCCCGGGGUGCUUGCUGGCUCGAGGGGCCCGGGGAGACCUGGCUGCAGGGACUCCGGCUGUCCUGACGCUGCGGUCCUACAGAUGCGGGCGUGGGAGCAGGUGGCCUGGGCUGGGACCGGCCUUCCUCAGGGGCUGUGCUCGCGCCUGCGACAGGGAAGGGUCUGCUAUGCUCCUGCCUGGUCCUGUGUCCCUCUGGCCCGGAGGUCUGUGUGUGGCGGACAUCACAGCAUCAACAAUGCUGCACAGAGGCUCGUCCCUGCGGGGGCGUGAAGGCGUCUGCAGGACAUGGCAGAGGGCGGCCGGGGUGGGGUGGCCUCUGGAAAGCCCGGCCGCGUGCUGGACCCUGGGACCUCAGCAAGAGGUUUCCUGCAUCAGAGGAGAGAGCAGAGGCCGCCUGUCAUGGGGUCAGAGUGGGGGAAUUCCUGAAGGGUGGGCUGGGUGUCCCGCACCCCGCCUGUCUCUGGAGCCCGAGCCCCCGCCGCACUGGGCAGACUGGCAGAGACCGCACGAGGAGUUCAGGCUCUGCAGGAAACUGGGCUCUGGGUACUUCGGGGGCGUCUUCGAAGGGAUUUGGAAGGACCGGGUCCGAGUGGCCAUUAAGGUGAUCGCUCGAGACAACCUCCUGCACCAGCACACCUUCCAGGCGGAGAUCCAGGCCACGAAGAAGCUUCAGCACAAGCACAUCCUGGUGCUGUGUGCUGCGGCAUCCGUGGGGGACCGUUACAUCGUCCCGGAGCUCUUGGCCAAGGGGAGCCUGCUGGAGCUGCUGCGGGACUCCGAGAAGUCCCUGCCCGUCUCAGAGCUGGUGGACAUUGCCUCUCAGGUGGCCGAGGGCAUGUGCUACCUGCAGUCACAGAACUACGUCCACCGGGACCUGGCCACCAGGAACAUCCUUGUGGGUGCCCACAACAUCUGCAAAGUGGGUGACUUUGGGCUAGCCAGGUUCAUCCAGGUGACUUUCAGUCGGGGUCCGAUACCCUAUCCAGGCACGUCCAGCCACGAGGCCUUCCAGAGGGUAGAGUCGGGCUACCGCAUGCCCUGCCCCCCGGAGCGCCCGGCCGCUGCCGCACACAAACUAAUGCUCUCAUGCUGGCACAGGGACCCCGAGCACCGGCCCUGCUUCCAAGCUGUGUGGGAGAAGCUCUCCAGUGUCAGCACGUACGAGAACCCGCUCUGAGUGGGGACAGCCUCCCUGCCAGCGCCGCAGAAGGCCACCAGGCCAGGUCCCGUGA
Molecule: messenger RNA, 1936 nt
Organism: Mustela lutreola (European mink)
Lineage: Eukaryota; Metazoa; Chordata; Mammalia; Carnivora; Mustelidae
Gene: PTK6
Product: protein tyrosine kinase 6
Biological process (GO): cell surface receptor protein tyrosine kinase signaling pathway; innate immune response; cell differentiation
Cellular component (GO): extrinsic component of cytoplasmic side of plasma membrane
Molecular function (GO): ATP binding; signaling receptor binding; non-membrane spanning protein tyrosine kinase activity
Source: RefSeq, a predicted model, not a curated record